AGAUAAAACUCUUCGUCCAUAGCUACCACAAAAAUUCUCCCUCCACGUGCCACUUCCCUCCAUGAAAAAUAAAUACAAAUUCCACCGUCUUGAAAAUAUCACCCAAAAACCAAAACCAUUUUUUUUUGGGCUUGAGGACAGAAAUAGAUUCCUCUUUCAGGGAAGAAGCGAAGAAAAUUAGACUACUAAAGUUUUUGAGGGAAAGGGGAAAUAUCAGAGGCACAUAGUAAGAAAAUGCUAUCAGCUCACAUUAGCACGUCUUUCAUAUGUUGAGGAUUUUCUUGCCUAAUUAUCGAUUUUCUCGUAAAAUCACAAAUUUUCUCAUAAAAUCACAAUUUUUUUGCUGAAAUUGUCAAAUUUCUUGCAUUGUUGUUUCCAUCCAUUAGUUUUCUUUCAUUAUCUGUUGUUGAUUGGAUCAUUGGGACUUGCUUCAUUUGAUUGUGAGUUUGAGUGGUGCUCCAUCUGUUUGUGAAAUGGCUGAUACGGUUCCUGAUCCAUCUUCUUCUGGUAAGGGUGAAGUGGUGGCCAGCCAAGGCCCUGUAACUGCCUUUGGGGAUAGUGAACAAAAGAAUGCUAUGGAUUGGAGAAAUCUUUUCUUGGCAUCGAACGAUCAAUCUCUGAAAUUCUUCCUUCCCCAAAUGGUGAAUGGUAAAGCACUGGUUAAAUCGAUAGAUGAUGUAUUUGAAGGAGUGCAUCAAUGGCGGAAUUUUUUGGUGGCCCAAUUCCUUGGAUGGGUGCCAAACUUUAGCCAAUUUCAAAGGCUGGUAAACAUGCUUUGGGGAAAAGAAGGGUACCAAAUUUAGAAGUUGAAUUCCUCC
Molecule: messenger RNA, 818 nt
Organism: Durio zibethinus
Lineage: Eukaryota; Viridiplantae; Streptophyta; Magnoliopsida; Malvales; Malvaceae
Source: RefSeq, a predicted model, not a curated record